Vespa mandarinia (Asian giant hornet) is the source of this 4292-nucleotide messenger RNA. RefSeq names its product proline-, glutamic acid- and leucine-rich protein 1. NCBI's taxonomy places the organism in Eukaryota, Metazoa, Arthropoda, Insecta, Hymenoptera, Vespidae. Gene Ontology annotation, biological process: rRNA processing. Gene Ontology annotation, cellular component: nucleus. The record is from RefSeq and is a predicted model, not a curated record.
GAGAACAUUUCGUAUAUGCUUACGUUCUUUCUAACGAGAAAAAUUAAUAAACCGACGAAAGAUAAUUUAUCGAAAGUGGAUUAGUUAAUUAAUGGCGAAUUAUAAAGUCGUCUCUUCAACGAAUAAAUUCUGUUAUCUUCGAUGAAUCAUACAAACAAAAUCUUCGACAUAUAUCUAGAUCCUUUUUCAAAUGUAAUUGUAGUAGAUAAUUUAAGGUGUAUAUGCACAGCGAAAACAAUAAAGAAUGAUAAACAAUAGAACGGAUCAAGUGUAAAUAAAGUGAACGUCGAAAAAUUACUAUUAUUUAACUUGCUUGAUAUUCGUCCUUGAUAGUCAAAGAAGUGUUUAAAUGGUCAUCAUCGAGUGUACCAUAAGAUUACAUAAUAAUUCCUUUUGAGAUUGGGGUCAGUCAUCAUACUAAAGUCGUCGAGCUUAUAUGUACAUUUACAUUAUGUGUUGUGUGUGUGUGUGUUUGUGUGUGUGUGUGUGUUUGUGUGUGUGUGUGUUUCUACACCUUUAGUAUACCUACUACAUAUCAGACAAUAACGAAUAAAAAGAAAAACAUUUCUAAUUACGUAUUACUUUAUUAUUUUUCAAUUAUAUUUAGGAUAUAUGUAUAAUGAUAUAUGUAUAAUGAUUAUAUUUGAUAUAUAUGUGUUAAUUGAUUAUUUUGAAAUCAUAACCUUAAAAAAUUGUAUAGAAAUUCGAUGGAAAAUCAGAUAAACAAUUAAUCAAAUAAAAUUCUUUUAUACGAUGGAAAAUUGUAAAUACGAAUAAUGAUAAACGAUUGACGAGUUUAUUUCUUUAUAAUAAACUUCAAUUGUCGACACCUUGUAUUUUAAGUACUUAUUAAUAUAACACGUACGCCGUAGCGUAGUUUGUCUUCGCCCAUGUGCCGCAUUCAGUCGUACGUAGUUUAUUACGUAUAUAAUUAAUUAAACAGAUGUUCCAAUUGUGGAGAUUAAUUAAUUUAUUGUGCUAUUAAGUGAUCCUUAAUGCAGUCUUGUAUCCUAUUAAUAUUUCUUUUAAUUCGUUUGUAAAGAAUUGUAUUAAUAACGUGUAAGUUUAUGCGAAGUAAUGCGCGAGUUUCUGUGAAGAAAAAAUUUUAUAUAAAAUGGCAAAUUUUAUAGAGUUAUUAAAUUUUUUUCAACAAGAUGAUAAACAAUAUAAUGCAUUUUUGAAAGAUUUAUUAACAUUUGACGAUGAUAUACCGUUUAAAACAGAAGAGAUAAAUACGAUAAAUAAUGCUAUUAUAUCGACGAUUAAUAUUCAAUUAAAUCAAACUAAUACUCGAUAUAAUGGUUUGUUUCUUUUAAAUGCAUAUUUACCAAAAUGUUCAAAAGAUACAUUGUUAAAGUAUGGUAUAUUGUGGAUAACAAAAGCUACUCAAGUAGUGGAAAAUAUUUACAGUAAUCCUAAACAUCUGACGAUAGCUUGUAAAGUUAUUGGAAAUUUAAUUACACAAUGUAAGACUAUUCCAGAAUUACACAAGCAAAUAUCAAUGCAAAAUGUUAAACAACUUUUAAGUAUUUUGGAUAAUCUGGAAACUAUGACAAUUUAUGGGGCUACGUAUUAUCUACUUGCUACUUUAUUAUAUCAUUAUCCUGAAGUUUGUGAACGAUUUCAGAUAUUAAUUAGAAAGAUGAUACUCCUUCUAGUAGAUGCUUCUCAAGCUAAUUUAGCUGAAGCUGGAGCAAAAUGUUUUGCUCUUUUAGUUAGAGCAACAGAGCGUACUUUUAAACCACCUCAGACAAAGCCGUUUUAUACAUGUUGGACAUAUAAUCAAGCAUUAAUCUGCAACAGUUUGCAUGAUAUAAUGGAUAAUCUUUUUUCUAAUUUAUUAGAAAUCGAAAGUGUAGAUAUUUGGGAUAAAUUGGAAUUAUCGAGUAUAUCAGAAGAAAAUAUAGUAGAGUAUUAUUCUAAACAAAAACAAAGGUUUACGAACUUAUGUAUAUACUUAUGUACUAUGUUACGUGGAUGCGAAGAGAAAAAUUCUGUAUUACCCGAUGAUAUUCUAAGAAUAUUAUGUCGAGGUUUAGCUAUUAGACCUAUGAAUUUGAGAAGACAAAAUUCUUUUAAAGAACAGAUAUUAUAUCUUAUUCUUCCCAAGUUACAUAUUAGUUUAUUCAAUGUUUUAAGUGCUCUUAUAGAGGGCUUCAAAAAAGAAUUAAUACCAUUUGGUUCAACGAUUUUACAAUUAUUUCAUCAAGCAUUAAAAUGGUCGGGGAAUGUGUUAGAAGAUCAAGAAACAAUUGCUAGUAGUAAACCAUUUAAAAAUAUAAGAUUGUCUGUAUACAAAUGUCUCUCAUUAUGGUUAAUAACUAACAACUCGUUAUCAGGCAUUGAAACAAUCAUAGAUGAAUCUCUUUCUUCUAUACUUAGAGACAUAAUUCCAGAAAGAGAUCGUGUAGUUCUGACUGCUCAAAAUGCAACAAAAAAUUUAUCGAAGAAAGCCUUGAAACGUUUUAGAGACAGUCAAUAUGAAAAAAAUUCGGCUUUAAAUAAUACAGUUGCAACUAAGAAAAAUCUAUAUUUGGAUGCAGAUUUAUGUAUAGAAGCUCUUAUGACUUUACAAAAUAUUUUAUUUAGUACUAGUACUUGCUUGAAAACAACACUUUACACAAACAUACAAAGUGUUGUUAUUCCACUUUUGUAUAAAUAUUAUCUUGGCUCACCUACAGAGACUUUCUAUAAGGAAAGAGCAGAAUGCCGUUUACAACUGUUAAAAAUAUUGAAAGAUUUGCAAUUAAAUCCACAUGAAUCGUCUGCAUCUUCAACGCAACAUGCUAUACAAAUUUUCGAAAUGGCUCUUAAUGAUUCUGAUUUACAUAUUGUUCAGGAAGCUCGAUGUGCAUUAUCAGAAUUAGAAAAAAUUAUACAUCCUCUUGCACCAACUUUAUCUUUACCUAGAACUGAGGAAAUAUCAAAUGAACGUGAUGAAAUUUGUACUACUGUGUCGAACGAACAAGAAAAUAUAUCAAAUGAAGAAUUUGCACCACCAUCGAACAAGCGAUCAAAAGUAAUAAGUAUUGUUACAUUAAAUUCUGACGAGAGAGUGCAUUUAGAUUCAGGAGAUAAUGUUACAGCUAAAGUAAUAGAAAAAUCAACAAGUAUAGAUUCUUCUAAAUUAGAAGAUAGCUCUUUACAAAAAAGCAAAUGUAUUGUAAAUGAAGUAUCAUUUAUAGAAGAAAGAAAUAAUGAAAAAGAUGCUGAAGCUGAAUUGCAUAAUAGUUUACGAAUAGACCAAAUGCCUGAUGAAAUAGAAGAUAAACAAUUAGAGAACAUGGAGAUAAAAUCAACAGAAUUGGAUGUCGAAGAAAUUUCUGAGAUAGAUCAUCCUACCAAUCUUCAACAAAGAGAUAACAAUUUGGAAACUUUGGAAGAGAAGGAGGAUGUAUUAAUGGAUGACGAAAAACAGAUGUUACUCACUUUUCAUGACCAACUAAAAGAUAAUUAAAUACGAUUUUACAAAAGUAUUUUUUAAUUUCUAUAAAUAAACAUUGUUGUUUAUAUAAUAUCAAUUUUUUUAUUAUAAUCAUGUAUCAUACAAAUGAUUUAUGAUAAAUUGUUAGUUUUACCCAAAAGUUGGUUUCAUUUUGGGAACAAUAUUGUUAAUAUUUUUAAUAUUUUUAAUGGGUUUUUCUAUUACAUUUUUAGCAUCUGUGCCAACAUUAUUUACUACUUGAGAUGUAGAUUUAAAUAAACUACAAGCUGGUGAUUGUAAUCGUCCAGAAAGGCCAGUCCAUAAACCCAUUUCACAGUAUCUAAUAAUAAUAGAAAUAAUAAUUAACGAAUACGAUUUUUAUGAAUACUAUUGUAUUGGUCGAAUUUCAAUGGAAUCAUACCUAAAAUUUUCCAUCAUUUUUGGUACAGAAUUAAUACUAACGAAGGAAUUGCUUUCAGAAAAAUUUGGCACAAUUUUUGGUAACCAAGUAUUGUUUUUCAAUUGAAUUGAUAUAUCUAGUUUACCGGUUCUUGCAAAAUUUGAGAUCAUGCCUGUGAAUAUUUCUGUUACAUGUUCAUCUAUCUCAUUUGUUUUAUCUAUGGCACUUUUUAUUUUUUCACCGACUAUAUUGUUACGAUCAAAAAUGUAUCCCAAAUCAUCCCCAUGAUUUAUACCUGUAAAGUAUAUAUCCUUUGGCUCAUUUAAAUUGAUUAUUUCAAUAAUGUCUGUUAUCAUUUAUUUUUUUUUUUUUUAUAAAUAGUACCUUUUAAACUUUGUUUUGCGUCGACAAUAGGUAAUCCUGAGAGAAAAUCUUUACUGUAACAUCGUUCGCCGUCAUAAUCGAAAC